AGGUUUUAUGUAAAAAUGAAUUCACUAAAAUGUGUUGUGGAUAUGGCAUUUCAGAUUCUUUGGAUAAAGGAUUUUGUCAUGAAGAGUGUGCGCCGAAAAGCGUUAUUCCUAUGGAGCUACAUCUACGGUUUAAUUAAUCGCCAUCCUGAUGUUAUUGUUCAAUUUUUCCCGCUGAAGGGAUACUAUCUUCUAUGUCUCGUUAUAUACCUCCAAAUAACCAAAGAAUUACCCGAUGAGGGAUGGAAUGAUUCAUCAGAAUCACUUUACACCCCGCCUCCAACUAAACCAAAUGAAGCUUUCAACAGCGAUUCUAUGGAUCCAGAAAUAACGUUUGUGACAGCAUACUUCGGUCUUGGCAGGUUCAAGAAAGGCGAAGGAAACUUGUAUUUUGAUGUCGAAAACUACUCCAAGUGGAUGAAUCAGUUUGCCAAUUUCAACAACAAUGUUAUAGCUUUUACAGACGUACCAGAGGUAGCUAAUCAGUUGUUUAUUCUACGUAAGCAUCUUCCCAAAGAACGAACCAAGAUAUAUAUGAAAAACCAGGAUGAUAUGUGGGCGUUUAAACUUGCCCCGAAAAUAAAGAAAAUUUUUGCGCAGCCAGACUACCCAAAGUACCACCCAAAUACAGUGUUAGAGCGUUAUCCUUGUGCAAUGCACGCCAAAUACGAGCUAAUAGAAACGGUGAUACGAGAACGAAUGUUUCAGACUAAGUAUCUAGCAUGGAUUGACAUUGGUUAUUUUAGGAAUGAUUACGGGAAAACAUUUCACCUAGACAUACCUUCCGAUUUUCGGAACGAUCACAUUGCCUUUGUACAGAUGGGGAAGUUUGAACGAUGCCGCACUGCAUCAUCGAUUAUAAAAGAUAAUAUAUUUUGGAUCGCUGGAGGAAUAUUUAUAGCGAGACCGGAAUACCUAAUUGUGUUCAUUGAGGACUAUAAGCGAGCAGUAGAAAACCUUAUCAGCCGGAACUUGAUGAGUACUGACCAACAGGUGAUAUACAUAAUGUAUACAAAGGCAGAGGACAUGCGCCCUCGUCUUCCCGUUCAAACAUACAGCGCUUUUUGUAAAUGUGACUGGUUCUAUCUCGGCAAGCGCUGUAUAGAGGAGUGGCGCAAGUCACUAAAACCCCAAAGUAAGGUCAUUGAGGCAUUCCAUCGAAAUAUGUUGUAAUUCUUGUUAAGUAUUUUAACAUAUGAUGUUUGGUCUCCUCUGCUCUGACCAGGUAUUAAAUUGCUCCCAUGCCUUGUAAUGGAGCAAACCCGGUGACAUCCGAGUAAUACUGUAUUAGGCCAUAAAGGCCAUAUAUAGAAAGGAUAAUACAGAUAACAUCACGCGUGAUAUGCCAUUGCGGUCGUUUCUAUUGUUUUCUCCAAGACGGACUUUGCUAAGUUCGUGAAAGAGUCUUUUCAUUGGUAAGGAUUCGUUUUUUCAACAAUUAUGCAACAUUUUGAUAACAUUAUACUCAGCACUUUUAAUUUUGCUCCAUUAGCAUGAGUUAGCAUAGGACGGCUUCGUAGCUCUGGCGACGCAAUAUAUAAAAAAAAAUAUCUCGUCGUCAAAAGGCUACGUUAUCGCAGCUAGCUUUAACCCUGUCUUCACGGUCCUUUGAUCUAGUUUUCUAUCAAUCGCCUGUUAAUCUGUUUCCAGUCUAUCGACAAUUUUGAAGACUGCAGAAAAACUCCCUCGGCCAUUUCCGUAACUUUUUCACGGAAAUUAUCCAUACAAUCACGCAAUAGGUGGGCGAAGCUUCCACUGGCCUGACGUACCAGUUUAUAGAGCUAAAGACAGCAAACCAGACGACAAUAAAAGAGUAUCUUUGGCUCUAGAUAGGUUUUGGUUUGAAUAUUGAUUUUUUAAACAACAUUCAUGCAUUUUAUAUAGACAUAAAUAUAACAAUUAAAGUACGGGAUUCGUGAUAUAGCAAGUUUCAGGUUCCCUUUGAUCAGACUUUUCUCAUAGGCUGCAUCUCAGGAAAAAACAUGGGCCUAGAGAAAACAAACCAUGAAAUUGUCAUUGCCCUCCAGCAAACUUUAACUGUAUAUCACAGUAUAUAUAACCCAU
Messenger RNA from Mizuhopecten yessoensis (Yesso scallop), 2061 nucleotides. RefSeq lists its product as uncharacterized. Lineage: Eukaryota; Metazoa; Mollusca; Bivalvia; Pectinida; Pectinidae. The transcript is spliced from 4 exons. Bases 16 to 1170 code for a protein of 384 amino acids. The record is from RefSeq and is a predicted model, not a curated record.